AGACAGGAGUACUGGAGUAGGAUUAGACAAGACAGACAGAAAUACUUGGUGACGGGAUUAAAGUGCUUUUUAUUUAAAAAUACGAAAAUUUACAUUUAAUUACAGACUAUUAUUAAAUUUUUGAAAUGAAUGACAACGAAAAAGAAGAAGCUGCGAAUUUGAAAGAGGAGUUUGAAUGGGUUCUUCGUGAGGAAGUUCACGCUAUAUUACAUCAGCUCCAUUCAGUCUUAGUGGAAUGUGCACACAGAUUUCCAGUACCAUUAUAUGGAAAUGAAGGUCAAAAACAAGAUAAAUUCAUUUUAACAUCACAACCUGAGCAGUUAAAAUGUAUAGUUACUUUAACUGGUGACAGCAUAACUCAUGCAGAUAUUAGUUUCAAAGUAUUGAGACAGAUGCACACAAUAUGCCGGACAUCAAUUAAUCAGGAUGGGCCCUGGAAGUUACAACAGAUCCAAGACGCAGCUAAUCAUCUUCAGCAGGCCAUUGGCUAUAUUGAUAAUGUGGACAAACACUAUGUCUUUAGAUCCUCAGAGGAAGUGUUACACAUUAUACAAUGUUUACUAGGCUCGUUACAAAGAGCUCGCACUGCCCUAGUCUUACCAAAGAAGAAAGCAAUAGAUGAGCUCAUGAAGAGUAGGAAUAUGAAGGCUCUUUCACCUAAUCUACCCGAAGACUUGGCAAUAUCAUUCUACAUACAGUCACACAAAUUGAUAUUUGUAGCGUAUCAGUUGAGUUCUGUUCAUGGAACUAUGCGUAUAGACUCAUGCCAAGCAGACUGUGCAGUGCCUUGGCUAAGUGAUGUCCUAUUCAUGUUGACAGCUGCCUUGCACAUGUGUCAACAGCUUAAAGAUAAGCUCUGUGUCUUCUCUCAAUAUAAAGAUUUCACCGUUGGAUCAAGAUCUGCUUCUAUGAUAUUAAAUUAAACCAACUAAAAUCAACUUUUACACUUGUCAACACAGUUUUAUUGUCAUCUCUCAUUAUUCGAAUUAAACUAUUUCAAAUUCUUCAAAUUCUCUUAUUUAUUAUAAUGAAGUAUUCUUUGAAAUAAUUAUUUCACAAAGCCAAAUAAAAGCAUUAUUGUGAAGACUUUGUUGAUGAGUGUAAAUAUGCAUGUAUUAAUUUAAUAUAUAGUUAUUGAGUCCAUUGUUGAUAUUCUUGUUGACUUUGUUGUAAUAUUUGUACCAUAAUGUAUAUUUAUAAUGUUAAUAUAACAUAAGUAUAUUUAGUAAACCAUGUAAAAUUUAAUUCAAUAACGUUUCUGGUGUAAAAGAUGUGUUCCUGGUGUAUUAUAAAAUUUAUAUUUUGGUCUAAUAUUUUUUAGCAUUUAGAUUUUAUUUAGUUACAGUAACUAUUUAUUGUUUAUUAUUUAUCAGUAUUUGAAAAUUUCUGUUAUUAUGAAAAGUUUAUAGAUGUUGCAGGUAAUAACAGAAGAGUAACGGCCUUACACAUAAAAGUUUAGUUAAACAUUGAUUUAUCCCUUUCUCUCCUUCUCUUU
Vanessa tameamea is the source of this 1495-nucleotide messenger RNA. RefSeq names its product protein rogdi (gene rogdi). The transcript is spliced from 7 exons. Gene Ontology annotation, cellular component: RAVE complex. Lineage: Eukaryota; Metazoa; Arthropoda; Insecta; Lepidoptera; Nymphalidae. The coding region runs from base 126 to 923 and encodes 265 amino acids. The record is from RefSeq and is a predicted model, not a curated record.